AUCAACCUUAACACUGACCCGUUCCCAUCAUUACUUACUUACAGAAACAACCCAUGAAUCAAGAACUUGUUUGAUCAUCUCGUGUUUGAGAUCUCAUUUUGUAAUAUUCAGGCAUAACCCACCAAAAGCUUGAAUCAGUAUGGAGGAAGCGGGAGGUGCAUCGCUCGCCGAAACACCAACCUAUGCGGUCGCAAUUGUGAUCAGCGCCAUGAUAGUGCUCGGCACCUUCUUCCAAGCUUCCUUGGAAUGGUCUGCAAAGUGGUUGGAAGAGAACAAGAGGAAAGCUCUGGCUGCUGCUCUAGAGAAGAUCAAGGAUGAGCUUAUGCUUUUCGGGCUUCUCUCGCUGCUGAUGGGUCACUGGAUCAUGUACGUCGCGAAGAUUUGCAUCAAAUCUUCAACCUCGAGCAGCCGGUUCUAUCCUUGUGUGAGAGAAGAUGUAAUCAAGGCGCUGGAGAGUGUCGUCUUCCCAAGUUUGAAGAAGUUAAAUGAAUCAGUUUAUAGCAUUGACGUGGUCAUAGGGAGAAAGAAUCAUUGUCCUAAGGGGCACGAGCCUUUCGUUUCAUAUGAAGGUCUCAAGCAGCUUCACCGCCUACUGUUCGCCCUUGUCAUUGUUCAUGUAUCUUACAGCUUCGCAGCCAUCACCCUGGCAAUUACUAAGAUAUAUAGUUGGCAAACAUGGGAAAACCACGCCAAGAGAAUGGCCAUUAAGGAAGGAUCUCCAAACAAGAUGAGGAUGAUGAGAUUGUCCACCUUCAUUUUCCACCACACCUUGCAUCCAUGGAGCAAGGACAGAGUUCUUGUUUGGCUGCUUUGCUUCAGCCGCCAAUUCUGGAGUUCUAUUAACCGAGUGGACUACAUGGCUUUACGGUGGGGCUUCAUUACUACUCAUAAGCUUCCCCUAUCUUAUGAUUUCCAUAACUAUGUGGUCCGGAGCAUGGAGGAGGAAUUCCGCGAUAUUGUUGGCAUUAGGUUGCCCUUUUGGAUAUACGCGAUAUUCUGCAUAUUCUUAAAUUUUCAUGGAACCAACAUCUACUUCUGGUUUUCCUUCCUUCCGGCAAUUCUGAUCCUUCUAGUUGGCACCAAGCUACACCAUGUGGUGGCGAAGUUGGCAGUCGAGAUCAGGGACUGCUGCCCAUCCACAGGACAUCAUCAUCAUCAUCAUCAUCAUCAUCUUAAUCUGCGGGACGAGCUCUUUUGGUUCGGCAAACCGAAGCUUCUCUUGUGGUUGGUGCAUUUCAUAACCUUUCAGAACGCGUUUGAGAUGGCAACUUUUAUCUGGUCCCUGUGGGAAAUUCAGGGUGCUUCUUGUUUCAUGGACAACGACAGAUUCCUGGUGACCCGGUUAAUAUUCGGUGUCGUUUCCCAGUUCUGGUGCAGCUUCAUUACUUUCCCUCUUUACGUUUUGGUCACACAGAUGGGCUCAAGUUUCAAGCAGGCCCUGAUCUCUGAGAACGCGAGGAGAUCGCUCAGCAUGUGGAAGCUGCGGGCCGGCUCCAGGAGUAGCUGCACAUCGUCCAGCUGGUCCCUCCUCCACGAGACCUUGGCCACGUCAACGAACUGCUCACUAGACGAGCAGGCCAGGACCUCCAGUUUCUCGACGAGUAGAGGCGGCUCUUUGAGGACCAAGAUCCCACGCCGUGAGGCCGCACUAUCCACCUGGGGCAGCCACGAGACCCCGAAAGAGCUUAUUUCGGAAGAUCCUUACCAUUGCAGUUCAAGUUCCGAUGACUGCUCGGGGGGCGGCGGUGAGAAGAACGGCGAACGACACUAACAGC
Molecule: messenger RNA, 1775 nt
Organism: Rhodamnia argentea
Lineage: Eukaryota; Viridiplantae; Streptophyta; Magnoliopsida; Myrtales; Myrtaceae
Product: MLO-like protein 4
Exons: 16
Coding region: 140-1771 (543 amino acids)
Biological process (GO): defense response
Cellular component (GO): membrane
Source: RefSeq, a predicted model, not a curated record